Messenger RNA from Stereum hirsutum FP-91666 SS1, 2092 nucleotides. RefSeq lists its product as uncharacterized. The record is from RefSeq and is a predicted model, not a curated record. NCBI's taxonomy places the organism in Eukaryota, Fungi, Basidiomycota, Agaricomycetes, Russulales, Stereaceae. The transcript is spliced from 4 exons. The coding region runs from base 180 to 1802 and encodes 540 amino acids.
CUUUACAACACCUUGAUUAUAUCUAUAUCCUAGGCUUUAACUAGCUUUGGGGGUUUGUCACUCCCAUCGAGGAAUAUUGUCUCUUACUCUGUUCGUUGAAGUCCACUUCGUCCACCGAAUUCUAGUAUCAGAGAACUUUGGAACAGCAGGUCAGAACCUCGUAAGUACUCGAAACCAAAAUGUUGACUCGUGCACGCCCAAGUACGCGCUUGGUUACACAAUGCGCUCGUCUUGCCUCCACCUCCACCAGUACGAACACUACUCUACCUACCGAGGACACUUCGCUUUUCCACCGACCCUCGAACUCCUCCAACGCUUCUGUUCCAAUCAGGAACUUCGACUUCAAUCGUGGUAAUGAUAGAGGACAGGGGCGGUCAGGCCAGAAGAGGGCGAGGUAUGAGAUAGAGAGAACAGCGCAUGUGAGGACAUGGAGGCAACUGGGGAGUAUGGCCGAAGGGAUGGCGAUCGUGAAGGUGUUGGAAAGGAAGUAUGGCAAGGUCAGGGAGGUUAUGUUUUCAAAGGACGCAGAGAGGUCAGAGGCCUAUCAGUUUCGUUUAUGGGUCAUCUUCGAGGAUAAAAGCUCCAUUGAUCUCAUUCGACAAGCCAACGCUGAUUCCGAACCGCCUCACGAAGACGCCGGCAAUACCUCCCGCCCAAAGCGCAUUGACGGGCGUACUCCCGCAAGUACCGAAAAAGGACCGCACGCACUCGACUUCAAAUUGAGAGUCCCUGUCGUGCCUCCUGUGCAGAUGAAAGAUGGGGGAGUGAGCCUUGCGGAUCUGUUGCCCUUUGUAUCGGGAUCUGCUGGCGCCCCAGCGCACGCACAGGCCUCGAAUGACAGGCCGCUUGAUCAUGUUGAUGAGAUGAUGGAACCUAAGGGAACGGCACCAGCGGGUUGGAGGGAUAUUGAUAUCAGGCUUGAACCUGCUACCUCCGUACCCUCGACCAAUUUCACCGUGCCUGCGACCGCCCAGAGAGACCCCCACUUACGCACCCUCUCAAUGAGGACCAAGGCUGCAUUCGGACGGGCAUGGCUCGACUGGGGUGGCUUUUCCACCACGAGUGCGGACAUUGCUCAGCCAGAUCUGAUGAGGGUGAAUGCGAAAUGGGAUGCUCUUAUCGGGGCGCAGGCAACGGAGGUUGUGGAGAAAGAUUCAAACACGGAGGUGCAGGCAGGUACCGAAGACCCGGCCGAACCGCUGCAGGUCGAGGUCGAUGAGCAGGGACCACAGCCUACAGGAGCAAUGGUUGAGCCACAGACUUCAAACUUACGACGAGCCAAAUUGCAUGUCCUCCUCGAUGGCCUCGCUCGUCAUUCCACCAACGUGACGCCGUCGGUUCCCUCCCGCUCGCCUCAAAUCGAAAAGCAAGAAACGCCUAUCUCGGAGUCUACAAAUUUGAACUCAGAACCUACCCGCGCACAGACGAAGAGGGAAAAGAUCCUGGCUAGGGCCAGGGCAGUUUCGAAGGAACCGUUGCCGGAGCAUCUCAUUCCCAAUGCGGGUGUUAAGAGGCCUAUCAGCCAGGAGGAAAAGGACGAGACCGCGCCUCAGGCGUUCUUGAAGUCCUUUGCAGAGACAUUUAGGGAUGGGAGUGGUUUCAGUAGUGAUGUCGAAAAGGAUCGGUCAAGGAGUGCGAAGUCCAAGGAAGACGAGGACGUGCACGGCAGAAAGGAUAAGGUGGAUGUUGAGCAUGCAGAGGCGCGCCAGAAAGGGACAGAAGCGCAGGACGAGGCGAGUAGGAAGGACACUGAUGAGACGUUGAGGAAGAGGUUGAUGAAGUUCGUGGGUUUGGGUGGUUAGGCGUGCAUAUACAUCGCCUCUCCUGGUCGUAUAACCCUUCAUAGUAUUAGAUAUUGCUUAAUCUCUGCCCAGCUCGAUCAGCUCCUUGGUGGGUGUGUCUUCCCAGUCUGCGGAGUGGUCUACCUGGGUUUGCCACCGUGGCGCAAGCUGUGGGGAACAGCUUCGGAGUAUCCCGUCCCGACAUAUAACGCCGUUCGGGCCACUUAGCGCUGACCAUCUUCGUCUUCAUUUGCGACUUCCACUUGGGCGUGUUUUGCUUGGAAUUUAGGGGCCUGAGACUUCAGCUGAAC